UCCAAUUUACAAACUCGAAACAAAUCAAGCGCUCUUUCUUUCUCUAGCAUUUCAAAUGGCGCCCAAGCCAGAGAAGAAGCCAGCCGAGAAGAAGCCGGCGGAGAAAGCUCCGGUAGCGGCGGCGGCAGCUGAGAAGAAGCCAAGGGCAGAGAAGAAGCUCCCUAAAGAAGCGGCCUCGUCGGUCGUCGACAAGAAGAAGAAGAAGGCCAAAAGAAGCGUGGAGACGUACAAGAUGUACAUAUUCAAGGUGUUGAAGCAGGUCCACCCGGACAUCGGGAUCUCCGGCAAGGCCAUGGGGAUUAUGAACAGCUUCAUCAACGAUAUCUUCGAGAAGCUCGCCCAGGAGUCCUCCAGACUCGCACGGUACAACAAGAAGCCGACAAUUACCUCGCGCGAGAUCCAAACGGCGGUGCGGCUGGUAUUGCCAGGCGAGCUUGCCAAGCACGCCGUGUCGGAGGGCACUAAGGCGGUCACAAAGUUCACCAGCUCUUAGGGUUUUGGUAUUCCAGUAAAACAUUCAGGUUCUAGUGGGGUUGUUUUGGUACUUUCUGAAUUGGUUUAAUGGUUCCUGAAUGUAAAGAUUUUUUGGGUUAUUAGCAUCUCUCGUUGUAAUUCGAUGGCAUUAAUGAAUGGAAUACAUAUUUUUUCUCCUUUCA
Messenger RNA from Juglans regia (Persian walnut), 656 nucleotides. Its product is annotated as histone H2B.3-like. The coding region runs from base 56 to 493 and encodes 145 amino acids. Gene Ontology annotation, biological process: nucleosome assembly. The transcript has a single exon. NCBI's taxonomy places the organism in Eukaryota, Viridiplantae, Streptophyta, Magnoliopsida, Fagales, Juglandaceae. Gene Ontology annotation, molecular function: DNA binding; protein heterodimerization activity; structural constituent of chromatin. Gene Ontology annotation, cellular component: nucleosome. The record is from RefSeq and is a predicted model, not a curated record.